Molecule: messenger RNA, 4030 nt
Organism: Papilio polytes (common Mormon)
Lineage: Eukaryota; Metazoa; Arthropoda; Insecta; Lepidoptera; Papilionidae
Exons: 14
Coding region: 148-3636 (1162 amino acids)
Source: RefSeq, a predicted model, not a curated record
CAUAAAGAAAUUGUCAACCGACAUUAUGAAAGGGAAUAUAUUAUUUUUGUAAUAAAGAAUUACAUUAUAUUGUCAAAAUUAAAACAUAUAAUAACAAUUCAUGCGGUGGUUACUCAAGAUUUUCGAUAUACUAACAAUUUUACUAAAAUGGACUGUUACAGUGUCGAAUCCGACGUACUUGUGAGAAAAGGUCACAGGAAUAGAGAUAGAGAGAAAAAUUACAUUUCCGAGUAUACGAGGCAGCCUGAUGUUCAUAUUGUAAGAAAAUUAUGUAAAGCGAAACAUACGAAACAUAACCCUAAUGACGUCGCGGAUGGGGCGCCGUCCACGUCGGUUGUUAUAAAAAAAGCUAUUGCCAAGAUUUCUAAAAGAAAAUUUAUCCCGGAUACUUUAUACAAAGACGAUACAUCCAGUGAAAUACCACUCAUCAAAGUGACUGUUAUACCUAAACACGUGGACACACAAACAUCGAGACAGUUUAAUAAGCGAAGACAAACUGUCAAAAGAGUCCAAAGUACAGUAUCCAACCAAGAGAGUUCACUUCGAUCGAAAAACAUAUAUUUAGUUGUAACCGGACGUAAAGCUGACAAGAUAUACGAGAUAAAAACAACAGGCAGUGAAAAGUUAUCAACGAACCAAUCAUCUAGCAGAAUAAAAUAUGAAGAUAUAUCAUUGAAAAAAUUACAUAAUUACAAACACGUUAUAGAUUCUUUAAAUAUGGACAAAAAGAAAAAAAGAGACAAGAAGAAGAAGUCGGCAACUCAGCGUAAAGAUUCAAGGACGUCGUUAGUGAACGAGAUAUUCGGAGGUGCGGGAAUAACAUUACAAGAAUGCAUCUGUUCUAAUGCGAAAAGAAAGGCUCCAAUGAAUGUCAAACACCGUAGGAGUCGGCUGCGAAUCAUCGGCGAACUUGGUCUUACGAAUGACGAUAAAUAUGUUAUAAAUUAUGCGGCUACUGUAGAUGGAGAUACGGGUAUACGAAACUACUCGCGAACGGACGAAAGAUUGAAGUCUAACGAAGCAUCAGAUCUGACUAGUAGACAACAAGAAUACACCAAUUGCUCAUCUAGUUACAGCACGAGUAAUGUUAUUUAUAAUAAUAAAAGCUACUUUCGAACUCAUCGUGAUUCUAAUGUUCAGGCUAAUCUUCUAGAGCCAACUACAUUCUGUGCUUUUUCAAAAAAUCGUGGUGUAAGACAAGAGUCACAAGGAACUCAAGUGGAUUUAGAUGGACCAUUAGAUAAAAAUAAAAAAUAUACAUUCAGAGAUCAGACAAUACAGUGCUAUUGUAACUGCAGCAACGGUACAGCAACAGAAAUUGUGAGCAGUACCACAGACGCUGUUAACAAAAGCAGUACCACAAAAGAUACUAAAAGCCCCCUUGUAAUUAUAUCAGUAUAUUCGAAGCAAGAUUCUGCGGAAAAUACAACCAGUAGCCACACUCUGAUAGAUCAACGACCAGCUUUACCGAAACGACAAUCCGAGUCCCCACAUCAGCAUAGAAACAAGAGCAAAAUGAAUAUGUACCGAAGUCGUUCUCCAUCACCUGAACAUAGAAACUAUUCAAGAGAGAAUCCACUUAACAGAACCGUCGAUGCCAGAUUUUUAAACACGAAAAAGAAAAAUUACAACGCUAGACCGACUUCACCAGUUAACCAAAAAAAAGUUCCCUCCCCAACCGAUCUGAGUACAACAACGACGAAAUCUAAAACGAAAAAUGAGUUUUUUAAAAAGUUUCCUGUCAAUUUCGGAUCUCGAGAUUCGAGGGAUACGAAUAUGCAAUCUAUAAAAAAGAAAAAAAUCAAUGAUAAUAAUCAAAAGUCACUUCCGUUUGGUAAAAAAGAGGUUGGUAAUUAUUCGUAUGUGUCACGGAACGAAGUAGGAAAUAUAAAAAGAAAUGAUAGUCAAAAACAGAAUUACAAUGGUGUGAGGGAGCAACGUAAUUUGAACAAUAUGUCGAGAAAUCGUAGAGAAUAUAAUGAAGAUUCCCAUAGAUCGAGUGAUGAUGAUUAUGGUUCUAUGGAGAAUUUCUUAAUGUUGUCAGAGGAUAAUAGAGACGCGAAUACACGAUCUCUAUCACAAACUCUUUGCUAUUCCCCUUCGACUACCGCAAUUUAUGAAACUUCCCAACACACUAACACCGCUGUAGGUAAUACAGACAGCAGCGAAGUUGAACCUCGAUGUUGCAUGAAAUUCACACAAACCAGUCGCAGCUACGAUGAAUUAUAUGAAUCUACGAGUAAUACUAAUUUUUUCGCUCCCAUCAAACACUAUCACGGAGACAGCUGCAACAUCAUUGACCCAUUAGAAAGAGAUAGAGAGAUCAGAAAACUACUGGGACUUGAAUAUCGACAAACUCUCCCUCGACCAAUCACGCAUGAAUAUUAUUCGGAUAUGUUCUGUCGCGAAUCGCGGUCUAAAAAAAAAAAUGAUUACUGUACGAAACACGUGGAGGCCCGUAUAUCCAGAACGUUUGAGUGCAAAUGUUGCAAUCAAGAAAAAAAGUCACCGCCGCCUAAAAACAGAGUAUGUAAAUUAGUCAAAACUAAAACUACACCAACUCAAUACGAUUUGAAACCACCCGUUAUCCCGUGUAUCCCCCUGUGCAGCCCACUGACGCAUCAGGAACCGCGCGACAAUCAGUUGAUACUGAAUCGGAACAUACAAGUAUAUUUACAAAUAGAACAGUUCACAAAACAGAAGCCUAUUAUGCUAACAAGGAAACAAUACGACAAAUUGAAAAAAACAAUAAAGAGCACGGUGAAAUUAAAAACUCCGAAAGCACCGAAAUGCAAAAAAAACGUAUACAAGGCUUACAGUGUUGUAUCGGAAGGGCAAAUUAAAAAGGCGAACAAAAGCAAAUGCCGCGGAAAUCGCGACAGAGGUAUGCAAACGAAGAAAGAUGCCAAACGUCAGAAAAAACCUAAACAAGUGUCAAAGAAGAGUAGCAAAGUGUCACCGGCUACAUCGUGCGUGUGCGUAGAGGUACAGACUAUAUGCAGCACGUUGGAGAAACAGACGUGUCAUUAUUUGCUGCUAGAUAGACAAGUCGGGCAAGACACGUCGAAUACAUCCAAAGAAAAUGUACCGAGACAAACCAUGUCAUCGCUAGAGAUCAGGUACGCGAAUGUCGCUUUUAAACGGGUAACAUUCUCAUCGACCAAUGUCGACCAGUUGCCGACAGAAUCUGUAUACUCAAAUCAACUGGAAAACACCUCAGUACAUUCUUUACCCAAAAAAAACAAAAAAUCGGCGACACCAAAUCUUGGUACGUCAGGGUACUCAUUAUACUCUGAACCGACUGGGUCAGGUCAAUCCCUCAAGUACCUUCUCUCGCCACGAGACUCAAAACAGAAGAGGCCGUUCCUCAGAAGGCUCAUGUCCUGUCUAGUGAUGCACUCAGCAAGGCCGUCAAACGUGAAACUUCCGUGUGGUCUGACCAGUAAAGUUUCAGGCGUCAACAGUUCAAUUGAUUCAUACUAUAUCAGCACGUCUCUAGGAGCAAUUGAACUGACGUCAUCAAUGUACGACACAUCGGCUUCGUUUUACAGUAAUCACACAAUUGUACCUGUGAACAAAAUUAAAAGAGGGUUUUUAAGUUCAGUGCGUGGUUUCCUUACCAGCCGGAGAAGUUGACAUUUGUCGAAAUUUAUUAGUGGAUAAUUUAUUAACUCGCUCUGUAAAGUUGUAUCAGUUUUGAGUAGUUGAAUAUAAAACUGACCUUAUGCUCACGUAAACCUUUUUGAGAGAGGUAAUAUAAGUGAGCGGGCGAGUAUACAGAAAGGUUAUUAACGGCGAAUAUAUAUUACGCUGCAGAAACUUGAAAAAGCGACAAUGAUUAUUAGAAACAUGUUUAAAACUUAACAAGAACUAUUACUAAUCAGAACUACCUUCGUUAUCACAACGACCUUUAGUCAACAAAGUUACUGUUGUUUUGUUAUAGUUAACGUUUCCAAAAUUAAAGUGAGUUGUUAAUGUACAAUUUUUUGCUUGUAUAAAUUUACAUGACGUUUUUACUGUUUUUAUAAUC